Molecule: messenger RNA, 960 nt
Organism: Macadamia integrifolia
Lineage: Eukaryota; Viridiplantae; Streptophyta; Magnoliopsida; Proteales; Proteaceae
Exons: 2
Coding region: 1-960 (319 amino acids)
Source: RefSeq, a predicted model, not a curated record
AUGGAACUGCCUGAAUUGCCGGCUGGACGAUGCCCUGUAGAAGAUUCAUCAAGUACAGAUAAUAAUAUGCCGAUAGAAGAAGACCCACCCAUUCCCCAAGGGGAUUUGACCAAUAAGAUUGAAACAGUACAAGAUCAUCCUAUUCAUGAUCAAGAGAAGAAGCUCAAUGCUAAGGAGAAUGUAAUAUUGGAGGAAACACAGGUCACCCAAACCUCACCUCCCCUUCAACAAGGGACUAAUCAUCAAAAUGUCCCCCUGGAUGCACACCGGCACCGUUCAACUUCGCUCCCUUCGGUAAGAAAAAAAGACCGUCGUUUUAUCGAGUUGGACCUCUUUGAUGAUACUGAACAUACAUCAAGAGCAGGAGCCACUCCAUCUGCUACAAUGCCCUACAAAGUUGCUCCUGCCCUUAUGGACACUGCAAUGACUAUUUGGGAAACAUAUGGAGACAUUGGGUUCAACUGCUCCCUUCAAUCAAUACAGUUCCGCUCAGCAAUAUUCGCUCUUAUUUGCAAAGUAGUCCUUGAAAUGAACAAAGUAGGCUACAAUACCUUGGACCGUAAGACAGUGAAGAAGUGGCAAGAUGAGGUGGUGGAUGCAGAAAAGAGUGGGUGGGAGGUGGGUUGGUUGAAGGAAAGGGUAGAGGAAGUAGCCUGCAAUAUUGAUGCAGCUGAGAUACUUCUUGAGGUGAAGAAAAAGAGAGAAGUGGAGAGAGCCAAGUUGAAAGAGUAUGAUGAAGAGAUCCAACGAUACCUUGGUCUUGCAAGGAUUUUUAGCAGGAAAGCCUUUGAGCUGAAAGCAGACAAAGCACAAAACGCUAAAGCACUUGAAGGAAAGGUGCGUGUCCCUAAGAUACUUGCUAAGGCAGUCGAGACGGUAUCCUUGUGGGGAACAAAGGCUGUAGGGGAUGGCCUCUUGGAUGCCACUUCCUCCUCCCAGCCUCAAGAUGGGGCUAGUUGA